AUGGCAAAUCUGUACGUGAAAGCUGUGCCACCUGCGGAUCUGAACAGGAACACCGAAUGGUUUACGUAUCCUGGUGUUUGGACUACCUAUAUCCUCAUCCUGUUCUUCUCGUGGAUCCUCGUUCUCUCUGUGUUUGGGUGUUCGCCGGGAAUCGCUUGGACAAUUGUUAAUCUCGCUCAUUUUCUUGUAACAUAUCACUUUUUCCACUGGAAGAAAGGAACUCCGUUUGCGGAUGAUCAGGGGAUCUACAACAGAUUAACAUGGUGGGAGCAGGUCGACAAUGGACAGCAGCUCACUCGUAACAGGAAGUUUUUGACAGUUGUUCCUUUGGUUCUGUACUUGAUAGCCUCACACACAACCGACUAUGAACAUCCAAUGCUGCUCUUCAACACAUUUGCCGUGAUCGUGCUAGUUGUCGCAAAGUUCCCAAACAUGCACAAGGUCAGGAUAUUCGGAAUCAACGCCGAUAAGUAA
Lathyrus sativus (Indian pea) is the source of this 474-nucleotide messenger RNA. Lineage: Eukaryota; Viridiplantae; Streptophyta; Magnoliopsida; Fabales; Fabaceae. The record is from the annotation of a GenBank genome assembly.